AUGAGGGUAUGGGGGCGAUUUCGGAUACAGCCUGUGAACCUGUUGUCUGAUCCACACUCCGGAGCAGAUGGUGGCGAGAAACAUUCCCUCCACUUCAAGUUUACAGCUCUUUCCAAAGCAGACACUUUCCCAGAGUUCAGUGCUGGAGCUGUUGCUGAUGACAGACAGAUCAAACACUACAGUAAUGAAGAAAGAGACUGGAUUCUGACUGAAGAUGACUGGAUCAGUGCUCCUGAAGAACCACCUGAUUCUAGAGACUGGUUCCUACAUCAGUUAAACACUCUGUCAAACUGCACAGACUCUCAGUGUUCUGAGCUCCAUGUUCUUCAGAGAAUGAUUGGUUGUGAACUGGAGAAGCUUCCUGAUGGAACAUGGAUUGAUAAAAACCCCAAAGCUAAAGAAACCAAAAUGAAAUGUGAUCAGCAAACUGGAAGAAACCAGUUCCUCAAGCAUUACCUCAAGAACUGCAUUAACUGGAUCUCCACAUUUAACAACACCAGAAAGAGUAAACCAAAUGUUCACAUAAUUUUGAGGAAAGCUCCUAAUGAUCAAAAUAAGCAGGUUUUGAUCUGUCUGACCACUGGCUUUUACCCCAGAGAUAUUGAGAUGGACAUUAGGUUUAACAAAACUGUCCUUAAAGAUCAGACAUCUUCUGGAAUCAGACCAAAUGAUGAUGGAUCCUUUCAGAUGAGAACCAGUGUGGAGAUCGACAGAAGUCAUGAAGGGAUUUAUGACUGUUCUGUCAUUCACAGCAGCCUGACAGAACCAGUUUCAGAAGAAUGGGGUAAAUAUCAUCAUAAAUAUAUAGUUCAGUCAUGA
Sinocyclocheilus anshuiensis is the source of this 819-nucleotide messenger RNA. Its product is annotated as H-2 class I histocompatibility antigen, K-D alpha chain-like. Gene Ontology annotation, biological process: immune response. Gene Ontology annotation, cellular component: external side of plasma membrane. Bases 1 to 819 code for a protein of 272 amino acids. The record is from RefSeq and is a predicted model, not a curated record. The transcript has 5 exons. Lineage: Eukaryota; Metazoa; Chordata; Actinopteri; Cypriniformes; Cyprinidae.